ACGACUGUGACUUUGGGAUUGGCCUGGCCUGCUGCAUGUGGCCCCCAGCAGCAGCCGCCACCCCCGCCCCACAACUGCCGCCGCAGCCCCAGGGGAGCGCGGAGGAGGAGCCGCUCCCCGACUUCGUGGCCCACAAAGGGGUGGGGGUCAGGGGCGGUCUCCCCCGCCGCGUGCGUUCCUGCCCUGAAGGCUCAGCCCGCUUCCAGGGCAGCCAUUGCCAUGGAGACCCCCGAGGCUAUAAAGCCAGGUGUGCAGGCUUGCGGCGGCUCCAGCGCCGCUGAGCCCCCCAAGUAAGGAGCAAGCGCCCCGGCGCGGCCCGGCCCCCGCGAGCAGGGAGGAGGCGGAGGAGCGGCGCCAGCAGCUUAAGGAGCGGCGCGCCCCGCCAGGGCUGGAGGCAGGCGCGCUCGGCGGGCGCCACCGUCUCAGCAGGGGAGCGGGGGCUGCCUCGGGUGCGGGUGAGUGGCGCGGCUCCAAGCCACGAGGGACGGAGGGGCACCGGACACGCGGAAAACAGCGGGAGAGACAGAAAGGGGCCGAGCUUUCGCUCUCGUAGUCUUGUAGCGGGCCAGGAGCGGAGCUCAGAGUAGCGAGCAACCUACACUUCCAGGCGGGAAGCUCAGGGAAGGAGCAGCGAGACGCCAGGCGUGCGGCUCAGGAGCGGCGGGGCAGCGGAAGCCGCGGGAGCAAAAGACUGGGAACAUCAGGACCCUCGGCUGCAGCCGCCCACGCGCGGAGAGAGCCAAACCAGAGCACCAGCGGGGCCCAGAGCCCGGCGGGGCGCGGGAACAGGGGCGCCCCCGUGCGGAGCUGCUGGGCCGCCUGGGAGCGGCGGCCGGGGUCAUGCUCAAGCCCAAGGACCUGUGCCCCCGAGCGGGUACGCGCACCUUCCUGGAGGCCAUGCAGGCGGGCAAAGUGCACCUGGCCCGCUUUGUGCUGGAUGCGCUGGACCGCAGCAUCAUCGACUGCCGCGCAGAGCAGGGCCGCACGCCGCUCAUGGUGGCGGUGGGCCUGCCGGACCCCGCGCUGCGCGCGCGCUUCGUGCGGCUACUGCUGGAGCAGGGUGCAGCAGUGAACCUGCGGGACGAGCGCGGCCGCACGGCACUCAGCCUGGCUUGCGAGCGCGGCCACCUGGACGCCGUGCAGCUGUUGGUGCAGUUCAGCGGCGACCCGGAGGCGGCCGACUCGGCGGGCAAUAGCCCAGUGAUGUGGGCGGCGGCGUGCGGCCAUGGGGCGGUGCUCGAGUUCUUGGUGCGCUCUUUCCGCCGCCUCGGCCUGCGCCUCGACCGCACCAACCGAGCGGGUCUCACCGCGCUGCAACUGGCCGCCGCCCGCGGCCACGGGACCUGCGUGCAAGCCCUCACCGGGCCCUGGGGCCGCGCAGCCGCCGCCGCCGCGGCCCGGGGCUCCAACUCCGACAGCCCCCCUGGCCGUCCGGCUCCCGCGCCCAGCCCCGAGCGUCGACGACCCAGUCCUCGCCGCUUACCUCGGCCUCUCCUGGCGCGCUUUGCGCGAGCGGCCGGCGGCCACGGUCACGGUGGCGAGGCAGGGUCAGGGGGCAAGGGCUCUGGCCGGCACCGAGCACAGGGCAGCGACAGGCCCGAGCUGGGCCGGAGCAUGAGCCUGGCGCUGGGUGCUGUAACCGAGGAGGAGGCGGCUCGUCUGCGGGCAGGAGCCCUGAUGGCCCGACCACAGUCGCCCCAGUCUUCGGGGACCGGGAGGUGGCGUUCGCAGGAGGUGCUGGAGGGAGUGCCUCCGACCUUAGUGCAAGCCCCCAUUGGCCUUAGCCCCCACCCGGAGGGCGGCCCCGGCUCUGGCCGUUUGGGUUUGCGCCGACGCUCCACAGCUCCAGACAUCCCCAGCCUGGUCGGGGAGGCACCAGGGCCCGAGAGGGGCGCAGAGUUAGAGGCCAACGCUCUGCCCCACUCGGGGCCUGGGCCUCAGCCUUGGCAGGCAGGCACAGAGGCCAUGGUGCUGCACUCUCAGCGGUAAACAGCGUCGAGGUUGAGCCCUGCACCCCCUGCUCUUAAUGUCUCACCUCCACUGGGAUUUCUCUCUUCCAGGUCCUUCAUUUAACUGGCAGUUUCCCGGCCUGUGAUCCAGAACCUGUCCCCCACUGCCAAGGCAAGACCUUUACCAACCCUCUCUCUGAAAAGAGCCCCUAUUUUAUUUCUUUUUUGUGCUUGUUGGUAUUCCCUGCCUAGGUCUCUCGCCUUCCCUACAGCCUACCUUUCCUGUCCUGGAAGAGGAAGAGUAGAAGACUGGUUCCACAUGCUACAGCCUUCCAGCCAGGAAGAUGGACCCCCUACUCUGAGCCCUAAGGCUCAGUUCUGAGUCUUGUGGGACUCCAGCCCGGACACUUCCUCCUGGCCAGUCUCCCACACCCUAGUAGCCAGGCAGCAGAAGAGUUGACUUGUAGAACAAAGGCCUAGCCUCCCCCCUCUGGGUAGUGAUAAGACAGUAAUUCGCGUGACCUAAGUCUCCCUUCCUCUUAAGUGUUGGAGAAGGAGAGCAAGGAGACUGGCCUCUGAGCCCUUCUGGACAGGAGGGCUGAUUGUGAAGGAGUCUGAAGGUUACGUUUUUCUGGGGAGAAACUUCUGCCUCCAGACAAUGAGAGCAUAUUUGGGGGUGGCAGAGGCCUUGGUAUUGAAUGCUGGUUGUCUUCUGAAACAGCUCCUGGGUGAUUCCAGCUCCCUGUGCCUCUGGCCGACCCAGGAUUCAACUUCAUUGAUGAUGGGGGGUCAUUGCCCCACACUAACCCCUACCCAGCCCAGCUCCCAGCACCUGAGCCAGCCUGUACUUCAGCUCGGGGGCAUUUGAGUUUUAUCUUUGAGGUCGUGUCUCUCGUGACCCAGCCUUACUUCUGCUGUUAGAGGCCUGAAAUGAAAGGACUUGGCACUUCCCCGCCCCCACCACCUCCCAGCUCCCCCCAUCCCGCAUGUGGGUGCCAUGUGGGUGCUCCCGCAGGGUGGAACGGUUGCGAAGGCUUGGCUUAAUUGUAUUUCUUCCAAUCCUCAAAGAACUCGUGUUUUGAGUCUUUGUAUAUGAAGCAGAAAGCAGCGGGUCUGAUCCGAGGCUUAAGAACCUGACAAUGUCUCUUUAAAUAGAAGCUCUGCGAGGGGGAUAAUUGACUGAAGUGUUUGCUACGUUGAACGGCGGCGCGAGGGAGUCGGGAAGCCCACACGAGCCGCAGGUCCGGGUUUAAAUUACAUCAAACUCUGGCGAGAGCUGGAAGGGGGCUGUUAAAGGGCUCCUACUUCUCGCUGGGCUGUUAAUGGAGGGCAGGGCGGAUGGUAGAUGCUGGAGGUCGAGACCAAGGACCCCUGCCUCUGCCCCAGCGCGUGGGACGCAGGCCGGGCAAAGCUUCAUUACUGGGCAGAUUAGUGAG
Panthera uncia (snow leopard) is the source of this 3385-nucleotide messenger RNA. RefSeq names its product ankyrin repeat domain 63 (gene ANKRD63). The coding region runs from base 841 to 1989 and encodes 382 amino acids. The record is from RefSeq and is a predicted model, not a curated record. Gene Ontology annotation, molecular function: protein binding. NCBI's taxonomy places the organism in Eukaryota, Metazoa, Chordata, Mammalia, Carnivora, Felidae. The transcript has a single exon.